Molecule: messenger RNA, 2913 nt
Organism: Saprolegnia parasitica CBS 223.65
Lineage: Eukaryota; Oomycota; Saprolegniomycetes; Saprolegniales; Saprolegniaceae
Exons: 2
Coding region: 7-2913 (968 amino acids)
Biological process (GO): peptidyl-threonine phosphorylation
Cellular component (GO): cytoplasm
Molecular function (GO): protein serine/threonine kinase activity
Source: RefSeq, a predicted model, not a curated record
CCGACAAUGACCCAAACCAAUACGACGACGACGCCAACGUGGCAAGAGCUCGCAGGCGACAAGCCGGAACUCGACCUCUUCCUCGUCUGCGACACCACAGGGUCCAUGGGCACGUACCUGCCGGCACUCCAAGCCUCGCUGCGCCAGGUGUUUGCGCUCGCCAAGCUCAUGUACCACGACCGCCUCAAGGUGCACAUCGUCUCGUUCAAGGACUACUGCGACGGCGACAUGGUCCUUUCGUCCGUGAGCCGACGCCAAGGACGCAACGACGCGAUCGUCAAGUUCGUCGACGACUUGCGCCCGACAGGCGGCGGUGACUGGCCCGAGGCUGUUAAGACCGCACUCAACUUUGUGGUCGCGACCGUCGACGAGCUGCGGGCGCAGGCGGCGUCCGGCUCUGCCAUCGUCUUUCUCUACACAGACGCACCGCCGCACCACGCAACGACGCAGUCCAACAACAUGACCAAAGAGAUGACGGCCAUCGCUGCCAACCCGGCGUACCGCGCGGGCCACGACUGGUGCAGCAUCCAAAAGACUCUGCGCGAGGCGGACAUUCCCGUCUUUACCUUUCACUCGCCGCUUCGCAAUGGUGCCAACGCCCAUGCGUCGCCGUCGUUCUACGCCCUCUUGGGUCCUGUCGUCGUGCUGCCGACGCUGUCGUCGACCGUGAUCACCAAAGCCACGAUCGGCCUCCUCCUCCAGCUCAUGGACGAAGAGGUCGAUGAGAUGCCCGAGUUUGCACGGACCUCCUACUUUCACGGAACGACGCCCUUUAACGAGACACUAAUCGUGCCGAUGCGCAUGCCGUUCACGUUUGCAUCGAUCCCUGCCAUGCACGAGCGCCUUGAUGCACUCUUGCCGCUCUUUGCCCACGACGCGGGCUUCCGCAACCUCGUCAUGAAGACAUUCGAGGUGAUUUUUCGACCCGACAACAUUGCCGCUGUGACGUACAACCCGGUCUUUGGCAAGUUGUGGCGGCUCGCGUGCCGCCAGCGCUUGGAUCCGCGUCUGGACGACCUCACGACGCAGCUCUCGCGCUGCGUGGACGCGCUGCCAGCCGAUGGGAAAGCCCUCGUGCAAGAAUGGCUCAUCGCAUCGUACGACGACUCGGCGCGUAUCCAGGGACUUGUCGACGCCGCGCCGGCGGGAGCUGUCUUUGUGAUGGCCGCCGGUGCGCCGACGGUCGCGGGCAAGCAUCUGCGGUCGCUCGCACGGGCGCCGACUGCCGGCGCCUUGGCGAGUGUCACGUCGAUCUUGAGCCACUUGCAGCUGUACGCGACCGCCACGCUGGCGACGGACGACGGCACACCGGGGUACCUGCCGUCGACGCUCUCGAACGACGAUUUGUUUGCGUGUCUCCCGCACCUCGUGUGCCCCGGGACGUCGUUCAGCCGGCGCGGCGCGGCAGUUCUCGCGCUGCUGUGCUGUCUCUCGGACCAUACGCUCCUCAAGGCGCGUGCAGAGGCGUACUUGGCAUCGAUCCGCGGCUCGUGGCUGCCGUUCGAGCUCGUAAUUGAGUUUCCCGAAAUCGUGUCAACCGAGUUCAUCCAGCUCCUGUACCGCGGCCGGGCUCACUUGACCGAGCACGAGCAGGCCGUGUACACGCAGUUGUACCUCGUGCACCGGCUCCGGUGCGCGGCGACCAAGGACGUGGGCGUCACCCUUGGCUUCUCGCCGACCAAGACGCAGCUGUGGCCCGACACCAAGGCGCGUUGCCGCGUCUGCGCAUACGAGACGAGCUGCUCGCUCAUGGUCGAGGCGGAUCUGUGCGCCAUGUGCGUCACGUACGGCGAUGACGCGCCGCGGCUCCAAGCCGAGACGGUCGUCGUUGGCGACACGUCGCACCUCGUGGAAUGCGUCGACUGCCACGGCGUGUACGCGGUGCUCCAAGUGCACCAGCUCGCGACACACCCCAAGUGCUGGUACUGCCGGACCAACCAGUUGACGCCGGCGCCCAAAAUCGAGUGCCAUACGUGUCUCAACAGCUACGUGGACCCCGCGGGGCUCUACAAGCAGCAGUGCAACGACGACACUGAUGGGCUCUGGACGUGCCCCGUGUGCGUCACCGCGCCGAGCCGGGGCACGGAAGCAUCUCUUACGACGCUCUCGGCGCUCGUGCUGGAGAACGCGGCGCUGCUCGAGCAUUUCGGAUGGUCGCGGUCGCCGUCCGCCUUUUUGGCGAUGGCCCUCGACCCCAAGAUCUCGCUUCUCAAGAUGUUCACGACCAAGUACGACGACCUCAUGAGUGCCACGGACGACUCGCCGUCGUCGACACCCGAAGUUCGUGUGGGCGGGAAGCGCGCCCAUGGCGCCGACGGGCUCGUCACCAAAGUCCGCAGCCUUGUGCUCACAGAGGCUCUCCGAGACGUGUGCAACCUCUGCUUUGAAGACCAUUCGCUCGCCACCCUCCACUCGGCGUGCGGACGCUGCGCGACCAAGUGCUGCGACUCAUGCCUGUCGCGGUGGUACGGUGCCGUGCAGCCGGGCAAGAUGGUGCUUGCGUCCAACCUCGGGUGUCCGUUCUGCCGUCGGGUGCCCACGCUCGGUGUGCUCCGCAAGCACAACCGGCAAGCGUGCGCACUUGUCGCUUCCAAAAUGACGUGGUGCGCAGAAAUGUACUAUGGCUGGUGCCUCGGCUGCUACAAGGUCAAGGAGCUGGCCGAGCGCAACUGCGCUGUCGAGCCUCCCGUAGACGUCGAAACGUUCCGCUGCAACGAGUGCAUCGACGGAGGGGGCGAGCCCAACGUGUGCCCCGGGUGCUUUGUCGAGACAGAGAAGACGGGCGGCUGCAAUCACAUGACAUGCGUCUGUGGUCAACACUGGUGCUUUGCCUGCGGUGCCGGGUUCGCGACCGCAGAUGAUGUGUACGACCACUUGUACGAGGUACACCGGGGCAUCGGCAACGACCAGUAG